Molecule: messenger RNA, 1827 nt
Organism: Volvox carteri f. nagariensis
Lineage: Eukaryota; Viridiplantae; Chlorophyta; Chlorophyceae; Chlamydomonadales; Volvocaceae
Exons: 14
Coding region: 1-1827 (608 amino acids)
Biological process (GO): proteasome-mediated ubiquitin-dependent protein catabolic process
Cellular component (GO): Cul4-RING E3 ubiquitin ligase complex
Molecular function (GO): protein binding
Source: RefSeq, a predicted model, not a curated record
AUGUGCAAAAGGCACCAGGCGGUGGCUGAUGUCAUAGAGACCUUGCGCGGUGCGAACGAGGCCAAUAACCUGGACAAGGCCGCGGAGGAUUUGGUUGCGGCUUUUGAGCAGUGCGUGUUUGAUAACCCCGAGGUCAUCGGAUCCUCUGCUGGCGUGAUGCCGUACAUGUCGCUGUACCCACGACUGCCGGACGUCACGCGAUUCAAGGUCCGGGAGAAGAUGGUUGCCAAGGUAUUAGGUAUGUUGACCAAGAAGAGACCGGUCAACGCCGACCGUGCGUCAUUUUUCGCCUAUGCGGAUGCGUUCGCAGCACUAGUAAAGUUUGAGGCGGUGCCCCUGGAUGGUGCCGUACAGACCAUUAUUCGCCUGCUGGGCAAGCCCGAGACCAAAUGUGCGGGUAUAACCAUCCUUGCCAAGACUGUCGAGUACUGCGGACAGCAGCUGCUCCGCGCUCCGGAGACUCAUCUAGCCUCGCUCUGGCGCUCCCUGGAAUCGGUCAAGGAGGACGUCUUCCAGUACGACCUGGAAUACAUUCUGGGAACGCUGCACGCCUUGAUGCCGCCAGGCUCCCAGCUCCAGGGGGGAGAUCCCGCAGGCGGCACCGCCGCUGCCGCUGCCGCCGCAACGGCAGCGGCUGCAGCAGCAGCAGCAGCCGCCCCGGCUGCGGCCGCAGCUGCGGCGCCAAAGCAACCGGCUGCAUCAUCCGCCGCCGCGGCACCUCCUCCGCCCGCUGCUCCCAGCGCCAUGACCCAUCUGGGUUGCUACCAGGGCCACGGCGCCACCGUGUUCACUCUGUGCUACGAUGCGACUCACGGUCAGCUGUCCAGCGGAGGUCAGGACGGGCAGCUGCUGGUGUGGGGGCACGAUGGAACGCCCGUCAGCAGAAUGGACGUGUCGUCCCACUUCGUCUGCUCGCUGGACGUGCUUCCCCGCUCCGGAACCCUCCUGGCGGCCGCCGUAUCCAACCCCGAGGGGCCGCAUGCCGGCACCGAGCCGCCAUGCGUGCUGGGUUUCGCACCGCCCCCCGGCGGCAGCCCCGGCGUCCCACGGGUCGGUGCAUGGAGCCCUCGCGGUCGGUUGUACGGCAUGAACCGCGGCAUCAUCAGCUUUGUUCGGGCCCUGGGUGGCGAUGGAGAGAUCUUCGCACUCGGGGAAAAUUGUGAGCCGGCUGCGGCUUCCCGGGACGUGGUGUGUCUGUACGACGCCUCUCGCGGCGGCCCCCUGGAGCAGCUGACGCCGCUGGUGGUGUACAACGAGCACAGCGACAUGGUGACGUGCGGGGUUCCCUGGGGCGCUAAUCCGUACGUGUUCGUGUCGGGGGGUCGCGACGCGUCCAUCCGCGUGUGGGACCGCCGCAUGCAGCAAAGCGUGGGCAGCUUUGGGGAGACGAGUACCGCGCCGGGUCAGGUGAAGGCCCACAACGACAUGGUGACCUGCCUGGACACCACGGACAACCUGCUGCUUAGCUCCUCCGUGGAUGGCUUCCUGUGCAUCUGGGACUUCAGGCAGCUCAACAUGACCCACGGGUCGGUGGCGGGUCCCGUAGUCAAGUUGCAAAUUGACACGCAGCCCAUGCUCAAGGUUGCGGUCACCGGAGCGCCGCACUCUCGUCUUGCGGCGAUCAGCACCUACCAGGGCCUCUACGUGAUGGACUUCACCAACAUGACCGCGCCCAGCACCGUCAUGGCGCCGCCCUUCCCCGACGGCCGGCCCUUCAAGUACUACCACGACAUUCGCUGGGCGGGCGGCCCGGGGGUAUCUGGCCAGGCAGUCCUCUUCGGCGCCUCGGACGACCCGCGGAUCGAUGUCUUUGGCCUCGCGUUCUAG